Humulus lupulus (European hop) is the source of this 297-nucleotide messenger RNA. Its product is annotated as large ribosomal subunit protein P2B-like. Gene Ontology annotation, molecular function: structural constituent of ribosome. Gene Ontology annotation, cellular component: ribosome; cytosolic large ribosomal subunit. The transcript has 3 exons. Gene Ontology annotation, biological process: cytoplasmic translational elongation. The record is from RefSeq and is a predicted model, not a curated record. The coding region runs from base 1 to 297 and encodes 98 amino acids. Lineage: Eukaryota; Viridiplantae; Streptophyta; Magnoliopsida; Rosales; Cannabaceae.
AUGGGAGGAAAUGCUUCUCCUUCCGCUGCUGAUUUGAAGGCUAUUCUCUCUUCAGUUGGAAUUGAGGCAGAGGAUGAGAAGGUUAACUUUCUUUUGACUGAGGUCAAGGGUAAAGAUCUCACUGAGCUAAUUGCUUCCGGAAGGGAGAAGCUAGCAUCAGUGCCAUCAGGUGGUGGUGUAGUUGCUUAUGCUACUCCAGCAGGUGGAGCAGCCGCUGCUGCUGAGUCAAAGAAGGAAGAGAAAGUGGAAGAGAAAGAAGAGUCAGAUGAUGAUAUGGGUUUCAGUCUCUUUGUCUAG